This is a messenger RNA of Episyrphus balteatus (marmalade hoverfly), 2078 nucleotides long. Its product is annotated as farnesol dehydrogenase-like. The transcript has 4 exons. The coding region runs from base 1154 to 1975 and encodes 273 amino acids. The record is from RefSeq and is a predicted model, not a curated record. Lineage: Eukaryota; Metazoa; Arthropoda; Insecta; Diptera; Syrphidae.
UUUUGUCUGUUGGGCAGUGUAAUUAACUAGUGGAACAAUAACCUUUCAUUUAUUAUGUUCCUUAAUUACGUUUAGUAUUUUCUGCGCAGAUGCGUUUCCACAAAGCUGCAAGACAGGGCAAAUGUAACCAGCCUGUGAACUUAUUUUGCAAGCAGAACGACAUUUUAGUUACCUUGUUUGGACCAUAUUUGUAUGUCAACGAUAAGUCAUCGUAAUAAGGAUUAUUUUUUCUUAGUUGUGUGCUAACAAAAGAUGAAAACAUCUAAUGAAAGAGGAAUGCAGUUUCCAAUAAACUAUCAAGGAGCAUCGCGGUGGUUGUGGUUAUCCAAAACAGAUCCAUUGUGUGUUUCUUUCGCGAAAGUAUAUCUUGAGUACAAAGACAAAACCGCGGCUUCAAAUUUUUGGAAGCUCAUGGCAACUCGUUCAACAGAUAUUAAUAGCUUGGGCUGAUAGGUAACAGGUGGAGGGUCCUGGAUCUGCACCAAACUAUUUUUCAACCAACAGCAACAGAAAUAUUGGAGUUGUUAAAGUAUCUCGCUCUUUAUGUUAGCAGCUUCUUAUGUAGAUGAAGCUGGGGGGACCCGAAAUGAAAGUUGGGUAGCAAAUUUCGGAUCUACUCUUGGAAUAACAGAUCAGGACCUUGUACAAACCGUUUGCAGUCGAAAAACUUGUGGAGAGCAUAUACAACGGAAUAACGGAUAUCACAUGAAAAGGUGAUACGAAAAAAAAACAUAAGCAUAUUUGGUUCGACACGUUUUGAAGAUGAAAAAUCCAAGAACUUGAUGACCACAGAAAGAUUUAGCUUCUUUCGAAGCAAUUGAAUUAAAAAGUCUACAACCAGUAUCUAGAGCGGUUUGGUGUUUGAAGCCGAGAUCACUCUGGAUGUAAGCGCCACUUUAAGUUAGUCAACAAAGCAAAUUGCUACUUUGAACUGAAAUGGAAACAUAAAUCGAAUAGACUGUUUAAACCACAGAGACCACAAGAUGUCUAGCAAUUAUGAUGGAGUGAUGAUUGAUCACUUUCACAUACAUGUCUCAUCGAACAUGGCUUAUAAAUAAGUUCAAAACUACUUUUGUGCCCAUUACAUUCAUAAUUAUUACGUUAUUUGUUGGUUCUAUUUUGAGAGAUAUAGCAACAAAUUAUUGUUUUUGUUAUGAUACCAACACCAAGCAACCGUAAAACCACAAAACCGAAGAGGCUUAGAUCAUUGUUCAAAAUGGAUCGUUGGCAAGACAAAGUCGCUAUUGUUACUGGUGCAAGUUCUGGAAUUGGCGAAGCAAUUGCUAGGGACCUUCAUCGUGAAGGAAUGAUUGUAGUAGCCGUAGCUCGUCGUGAAGAUCGUUUAACGGAUAUCCGUUCGAGUUUGCCUAUAGAAAAACGAUCUCGAUUUUAUACUAUGCGUUGUGAUGUUACUGAUGAGAAGGAAGUUAGAAAAGUUUUUGAAUUUGUGAAAUCUGAAUUCGGUGGAGUUGAUGUGCUUGUGAAUAAUGCUGGGGUUGUAAAGACUACUGAAUUGGUUCAGGCUAAUAAUACAGCUGAAAUUAAAGCAACUUUGGAUACAAAUAUUUUGGGAGUGGUUCUUUGUACAAGGGAGGCUUUCAAUUCGAUGAAAGCUAGAGGAGUUGAUGGGCAUGUUGUUAUCAUUAAUAGCAUUGCAGGUCAUAAAACACCUAAUUUGGGUUUGGAAAUGCCAUCUUUUAACAUUUAUCCAGCUUCAAAGCAUGCAGUUACAUCAAUGGUGGAGACUUAUAGGCAGGAAUUUAAUCGACAUGGAACUAAAAUUAGAGUAACGAGUAUUAGCCCAGGAGCUGUUGAUACGGAAAUAUUUCCAGAUCAUUUGAUCGAUAUUAUUCGAGCCACAAUGCCUUUGCUGGCUUCUGAAGAUGUGUCAAGUGCUGUAUUGUUUGCACUAGCCGCACCUCCACAUGUUCAGGUUCAUGAAAUAAUUUUGAAGCCGGUUGGUGAGAAAUUCUGAAAGGUGCAUCAAUUCCAGUAAAAGAAUGACCCAGCUAACAAUGUUGGUGGUAUAAAGCUUUACAGAAGCAACAAUUACAUCUGUAAAGCUUCUUAGAAGCAAA